GUUAUGUCACGUCAGUCUUCAGUGUUUGAGUGUUGUGUUGUCACUUUUGUCAUUUGUGUUGUCGGAAUAAAAUACUGAAGUUAGGUUAUGUCAAGUUUAAUAGGGUACAAAAGUAUCAAUCUUGCCAGUAUUUAGGCUUAAGUUUACUCUUUAUAAACAAAUAAAAUUAGUUUAAUGGAUACAGAAAUAAGUAACGUGAUAAAAUUAAUAUUUCCUGAAGGAAUACCAGAAUCAUGGACAGUGAAUCCAGACUUCUAUGCUUAUCUAUCAAAACUUGGAGGUUAUACCGUGGAACAAAUGUCCAAGGAACCGGAGAGAUUGUCAGAGGAAAAAGCAGCUGUUCUUUCUCAAACUCAAGAACUAUCAUUUUCAAACUACAAAACUUUCAUCCGCACUGCUGAAUGUUCCAGAGAAAUAUUCCAACAGUUCAACAGGGCGGAGGGAAGCCUGGAUGCACUUGUAGGAAGAGUACCUGAGCUCACUGCAAGAUGCGAGGAGUUUGCAAGAGCAUCUUCAGAGAUCAAGAUUGCAAGACGACUCAACACGCUCACGCUGACCCGUAACACUCAGCUGCUGCAAGUGCUGGAGAUACCUCAACUGAUGGAGACGUGUAUACGUGAGGGGCAUUACGAAGAGGCCCUCCAACUAGCAGCGUAUGUCAGACGGCUCGCAGGGAAACAUGGAGACAUACCAAUUGUGGCUACUAUUGUUAGUGAGGUGGACUCUGCGUGGUGGGCUCUGCUACAUCAGCUGAUUGCUGCUCUGCGCACAGACUUACAGCUACCUCGCUGUCUGCAAGUAGUAGGCUACUUACGUCGCAUGCAGAUCUUCACUGAGGCCGAGUUGCGUCUCAAAUUCCUUCAAGUGCGAGACUCUUGGCUUCAGUCUGAGCUGGCCAAAAUUCCCAGUGACGAUGCGACUCACCACCUGACCAAAACAAUAGAGCUGUCCCGUAUCCACCUGUUCAACAUAGUCACUCAAUACAGAGCCGUAUUCACUGAUGAGGAGCACAUCAUCACCUCCCGACAGCUGGCUCUCGCAGAGUCCUCCAUCUUCCAGUCCUGGCUCAACCAGAAGAUCUCACAGUUCCUGACCACGUUGGAGCAAGAUUUGUUGCGUGGCGUAGGAUCGUCUCUAGCGUCUCUUCUGGGCCAGUGUAUGUACUUUGGCCUGUCGUUAAGUCGCGUAGGAGCGGACUUUCGCGCACCAUUGGCCCCUGUAUUUGUGCGUGCAGUCAAACGCAACCUGGAAACCUCUGUGCGCAAGGCUUCCAAGAAGUUUGAGGCAGACAUGGACAAGUUUACUUUGCCCAAAAGCCAACCCCAGGUGAAGACUGGGACACCGACUCAGAAAAGUGGGAUGAAACAGGAACAGCCUCCGGAGAGUCUCCUGGAGUUCUACCCACUAGCGGAGUAUUGUAACAAUCUGCUGGUGGGUCUCAACGAGCUGCGUUUAUGUGCACCCCUCGCCUGCGCAGCGCACGCAGCCACCCUGCUACAGGACUCACUUACCACAGCCGCCCGUGUCAUCCUUGCAUUCUACCGCCAGGAGCAACAGGCAUUGUCCAAGCCAGAGAAGGAAGGCUUCUCACGGUUCUGCCUGUGUUUUGGGGAGCAGCUGGUGCCGUACAUGCAGCGGUGCCUCCACGCCGUGUACAAACCUUCGGAAAUAGCAGCUCAUCUCGGGCUCUCCACCUUCCAGUUACAGCAGCAGGGACUGACCUAUUUAGACCAGAGUGUGAUUGUGGACGCAAUUGGACAUUUGUUACCAGACAGAUUACAACCACAGUUAAUUAUCCCCCCUUCCACUCCUGCUUCCCCAGCUGCUGACGAGGCUCAGCCGCAGGAACCAACCGAAGAAGUAAGCAUCUCAGAAACAUGAGAAGAAAUUAUGUUAAAUAUUGAAUUGUUACUGAAGUAAAAAUACAAACUUUCA
Homalodisca vitripennis (glassy-winged sharpshooter) is the source of this 1935-nucleotide messenger RNA. Its product is annotated as conserved oligomeric Golgi complex subunit 8-like. Lineage: Eukaryota; Metazoa; Arthropoda; Insecta; Hemiptera; Cicadellidae. Gene Ontology annotation, biological process: intra-Golgi vesicle-mediated transport. Gene Ontology annotation, cellular component: COG complex. The record is from RefSeq and is a predicted model, not a curated record.